CCCAGCCAUUGCCUUGACGAGUCAUCGCUGGAGAGGACCCCAGAGCAGACUGAGCCGCUGAGUAACCGCUUUGAACUGGGAAUAUCACUUCAUCACCGCGGAUUUAUCGCAUCACACACGCCUUAAAGAGCAAAACGGCGGUUGCAGAAGCGGACCGGACUUCCAUGCAGAUUGUGGUUUUGCACAUUUGAGUGAAGCAGUUAUCUUUUUAGUCUGGACCCGAACGCAGACAACCAAAAAAAGAGACAGACAGACAGUAAAGUAGUACCAGAGACGCCACUACAUCGGUGAGCGAACUUGGCAUCUCUGCGCGGUGGGAGGUGUCUGUCUGUCGGCUUCGGCUCGUUGUACGUACCGCUGCCAGGGACUUCGUUCACAAAAAAGGGGUUCAUGUUUUUGUAAUUACUCCAUCUUUGUGCGUUUUUUUUUCUUCCUGCAACCAACUGUGGCUUUAAUGUGACGCACCGGGCUGACAUUAGUGCCGAGUCUCGAAGAGGAUUCCCACUGCAGAGGAGUUCAGUUAAGGCUCGUUUAUUCAAGUUUUUACCUUCAUACUUCAACGGGACCAGCACAACCAACACCAAUGUGAUAGUGACAAAGCCUCAAGAAGACCAAGCCGGUCCGGGCCAGGUGAGGCCAGGCCGCUCCAGACGGGUCAGCUGGGAGAGAGCCUCCUCACAACCUGCCGUUCUAGCUUUAAAGAGAUUCGUCUGUGGCUGUCGGCGUCUGAUUGGUCUCCAGUCCUUCCAUGUUGCCAUCAGCUGUGUCUGGAUGUCGGCAGCAGGAUGGAUUCUGGACUUGAUUUGACCGUUCACACCUCGUUGCAGCGCUGGCCACGCUCCCUGACGGACUGCCUGUCAUCCCUCGCCUCCCCAGUCUUUAAGCCCCCUCUUCUUACCUGGGGCGUCCCUCAGCCCUGUAAGGAAGGGCCUUAUAGGAACUGUAGGUCGUCUUGUUAAAACGGCUGACGCUGCAGAGAGGAAGCAGAUCUGAUAAGUCCUUACAAACUCUCACACCGAGCAGGGGCUGCUGUGUCCACUUUCCUGACACGACUAGUUGCCUUUGCGUUUUUCUGAGAGUAUCUCAAGUUGAGUUCCGAAGUUUACACAGAUAGUUUUGUCUAAUUCCUCACUUUUUCUUUUUUUAUUUACUCAAGUCCUUAUUUAUAUUUCCGUUUUCUUUCCUUUGUGGUCUGAGCCCUGCAGAAGAAUGUCCGAAAGUAGCAACAAAGCAGUAAAAUUCCUCGCCCCUCAUCCCCCGGCAUCCUCCAACUCCCCCUGCCCGUCACCUCAAACCCCCCACAAGAAUGUGAACGGCUCUGCCAGUUCAGACUCGCACGUCGUGGAGAAGAUCGGCGAGCAGCCUGAGGUGCGUCGGCGGCGCCACACCAUGGAGAGAGACUCCAAAACAGCCGAGCACCGCUUCUUCCGCCGCAGUGUUAUUUGCGACUCCAACGCCACAGCCUUGGACCUGCCCAGCAAAGCGACCGUGCUUCUGACCUCGCCCCCUGACUGCGAAGGGACUACCCUCUUCUUCUCCCCGCAGAUCUGCAGGCCCGAGGAACAAGAACCCGAGGGCGAGGAGAACGCAAGAGGAUCCUACCUGCAAAGUACCGGCCUUCAGCCUUACUCUGACCAUGGUGGGCUGGUCUCACAGGGGCAUGCACAUCAUGCUGAGGGAGAUCUAAAUGUCAUCACUGUGGCUGUUCCCACAACUAGUAGUGCUGAUUAUGGUGCAGAGGGUCCAACGAAAGAGCCAACCCCGACAGUAUUGGAUGUUACGGUUAGAGCGGCAGGCAAACAGCCUGAUGUCAAGUUGUGUGCCAGAGGGAUUGAGGAAGCACAAUGUUCGUCAAAGGACGAAAAAGUCGAUAAACCCGCACUCGAGGGGAGCAUCAGCAGCCCGAUCGAGGAGAAGGACCAGGAGACGGAGGAGGAGAGGGGGCAAGCGAAAGCGAGAGCGGAGCAGAGGGAGGCUGAGAAACGAGUGCAAGAGGACAUAGAGGAGGCAGAGACAAAGGCCGUAGGGACUUCGCCCGACGGACGCUUCCUAAAGUUCGACAUAGAGAUCGGGAGAGGGUCUUUCAAGACCGUGUACAAGGGACUGGAUACGGAGACGACGGUGGAAGUGGCAUGGUGCGAGCUGCAGGAGGGAUUCAGGAAGCUAAAUACAAGGCAGUCAUGAAGGAAAACCUGUUAGGGAAGCUGCAGAAGAGUCAAUAUUGUUGAAAUUUUGUUUUCAUGGGUUCCAUCAGCUACAUUUUUUUCCCCAGGCGAAAACGAGACAAAUUAUAUAAAAACCUCUCUAGUAAGAUUCAAACAGAUAAAAGUGAUCAAGCUUUUUUGUCAACUCAUACAAACGAGUCUAGUUUGCUGGAAGUGAGAUCAAAUCUAAUCCAAUCUAAUUUUGGACAAGUGGAAAAUGCAUCUCAAAUUGGAAAAUUAGCCAGUGAGACUCCAUUUUUGUUAUAAGUGCAUAUAGUAUUUUCAGAUUUUUAUCUUUUGAAACCAAAUCUAAAGGAAGUUGUCUGUGUGGCAAAAUCUGCCUUUAAUUCAACUCCAUCCAAGGAUUACUUCAUAAUUUAGUCAGCUAAACCGCGCAAAAUUCACAGCGGUUGAGAAAAACCCCGGCUGCUGCUAUUUCAGUGAAAGAGGAUUCUACAUAGUGUCGACUCAGGGCAUGUAAAUACUUCCACUUUAUGUUCACAAGCU
Messenger RNA from Poecilia reticulata (guppy), 2711 nucleotides. NCBI's taxonomy places the organism in Eukaryota, Metazoa, Chordata, Actinopteri, Cyprinodontiformes, Poeciliidae. The record is from RefSeq and is a predicted model, not a curated record.